Molecule: messenger RNA, 1356 nt
Organism: Parastagonospora nodorum SN15
Lineage: Eukaryota; Fungi; Ascomycota; Dothideomycetes; Pleosporales; Phaeosphaeriaceae
Exons: 2
Coding region: 1-1356 (451 amino acids)
Biological process (GO): transmembrane transport
Molecular function (GO): transmembrane transporter activity
Source: RefSeq, a predicted model, not a curated record
AUGUUGACACCCGGCCUCGAGCCGCUCACCGAGAAGUUUAAUAGCAAUGAGGGCGAUAUCAGCACCUGGAUCCUAACGGCACCAACCUUCUGGACCUCGGCCGCAGCUUUCAUCGCGGUCGCUGCUACGGACGUUUGGGGUAGGAGACCAUUCUACAUCUUGGCUGUCGUCAUGAUGGCAUUAUUCCAAUUUGCUGGCUUCUUUUCUACGACGUUCCCCAUGCUUGCGAUUGCUCGUACGGCUGGUGGUAUGUUUUCGGCGCCAUUGUUCACGCUUCUCACCGCAACCAUUAGCGACAUCUUCUUUGUGCACCAGCGCGGCAAGUCGAUCGCUGUCUGGAACUUAAUGUUGAACUCUGGCGCACAGGUUGGUCAAAUCUUUGCUGGUUUCAUCACCGACAAAUUCGGUGUAAUGGCGAACUUCCUCAUCACCGCUCUAAUCUUCGUGGCCCUGAUCCCCGUCUUCUACCUCUCAAUCUUCGAAACCGCCUACUUCGACCGCAAAACUGAAGAUGUCACGACGAUCCAUGUCCAAGCCAACAAAUUGAGCGACGAAUAUGACGAGGAGGACCUCAAAGCCUCCAUCCUCCCCGCCAAAAUGACAUACGGCCAGAAGCUAGCCGUCACCCGUGGUCGGCUUUCAAACAAGUCAUUCUUCAAGGGCAUCAUUAAGCCUUUUGGACUUCUCUCCUCCCCCAUUGUCUUCUACAGCUGCUUCCUCAACGCCACAGUCUUCCUCUUCCUGGCCGGUAUCUCGACCUUCAUGUCGAUCCUGCUGUCUUCACCUCCGUACGACCUGACCCCAAGUCAAAUCGGACUGACCAACUUGCCGCUAUUCGUAGUGGGUCUUUUCUCUGGCCCCUUUUUCGGCUGGCUGUCCGACGCCUCGGUCAACCUGAUGGCGCGCCACAACGGAACGACCAAAGGCAUGGCUGAGCCCGAGUUCCGUCUUCUCUUGCUCAUCAUCACGAUUCCAAUCACCAUGGCCGGACUCAUCGGACUCGGCGAAGCAUUCGAGAACAGUCUUCCCCUUGUGUGGGUCCUCGUUUGGAUGACCGUCACCAAUGUCGGCAGUGUUGCUGUUGUUCAAAUCGCUAUCGCUUAUGUUAUUGACUGUCACCCCGACCACUCUGCCCAGGCUUUCUCCUCCAUCAAUAUGAUCUCCGCAGGCGCCGUUACCGUCGUGCUCAACCCACUGAUUGGCUUGCUCGAGACCCAGGGACCCAUGUAUGUAUUCGGCUUGAUGGCGGGUGCGGCCGCAAUCGUUACUGUCAUGGCACUGCCCCUGUACGUGUUCGGAAAGAAGAUCAGGGCGUGGUAUGAGAGUGCCGCCUGGGCGCAGAAGCUGUUGGAUUAG